Moneuplotes crassus is the source of this 1663-nucleotide messenger RNA. The record is from the annotation of a GenBank genome assembly. NCBI's taxonomy places the organism in Eukaryota, Ciliophora, Spirotrichea, Euplotida, Euplotidae.
GGACAGUCAUAUGGAAUCAGUUGCGUCUAUUAUCAAACGUUAUAAGGUCGAAAGAAACAGUAUUCUUAGAAGUAUUAAAUCUUGCUCAAGGAUACCUGCCAGAGUUGAUCAGAUUAGUAAGCAACUUGAUAAGGAGCAGAAGGUGAUACAGAGGAGCAUAUAUUCCUUGACUAAUCCUUGUAAAUCUCCUUUGUAUGAAUCACGAGCUAGAAAAGUGAAAGUUGACCGUCACAUGUCUCUUGAGAAGAACGACUUUAUUGAAAGAUCCAAAGUAUUCCAUAAAAUUAGCAAUGAUAAUAAUCUGUCAGGAAAAAUUCAGGAUAAGCUGAGCAACCAUCUAUCAACCCUUCAGACAACCAAUGAUUGAAGUAAUGGAUCAAAGUUUAUGAUUCGCCAUGUACCAAGCUUAAGGAGACUAGUAGAUUCAACUAACAAUAACAAUGAAAAUACGAACAAGUACUUGCACACGAUCGAUAAUUGAAAUAAAACUCUUGAUAAGUCGUCUGUAAUUGCUGAAAAACUCCAAAGAUCAAAUUUAACCGCCCGAAGAAAUAAAUUUAAUAUGAAAAGACUCCAGGUUCGGACAUUCAUUGAGGAUUAUCAUAAAACAGGAAGGAAAUUUGAUUCCAAUAAGCCUAAACUUUCUCCCUUCCCUUUGAGCUCUGCAAGCAGAAACCAACUAGAUCCAGCUAGUUCAGGAGUUAGAAAGAGGAAGUCUACCAUCUCAAGGUUGCUUGAUAAUAAAUUACCUCUAAGCAAAGAUGUUCCAAGUCCAAAGUCAAUACUCAGCAAUAAGGAGUCAGAGUCUCCAAAAUCAACCCUUAGCUUUGUGUAUGACCCUCUGAAAUCUGGAAAAUCUGGGCCUCAUAACCAUGAAUAUUUAGUCUUUUUAAUGCAGCUUAAGAGAUUUGAGACCUGGAAAUAUGACGACAUUGCUGACUUAAUCAAAGCUAUGAAUGUCUGCCAUGUCGAAGAAGGCAACACGAUCUAUAACAUAGGUGACAAAUCAGAUUAUUUUUAUAUAAUCUUGCAAGGAGCAGUGUUUUUGGAGACCAACUUUCAAACUUCUAAACAGAUUCGCUAUCCUAUUGGCACCAACAAAUGGGAGACCCAGACAGUUACGAACACUAUCUCUUACAGAGUAGCUGAACUUGAAUGAGGAGAUGUCUUUGGUCAUGAAGAGAUCAUCUCCAAUAAGGAUAGAAUCUGCAAAGCAACAGCUGUUGAGAAAGCUCUGAUCCUGAAGCUUCAAAACUGCAAGUUCAUGAACUUUUUCGCAAAAGAGAUUGAAAAAGACAGAAAAGCUCUCAAGAACAGAAAAGCGGUGUUACAUAAGGAUUUUAAUUUCUUUGACACUAUUGAUAUCGAUGAGAUCAAGAAAAUUCAUGAGGAGAACGAACUAACCAAAAAGAAAGGGUUGAAUUCAAUCUUGAAUGCACUGAAUCUAAAUCCUAUUGAGAUAUCAGGCAGAGAAAUGCAUUCAGAAGAUAGGUCCCUUAACAAGUUCAAGUAUGUCUUCAAGAAAAUUAAGAGCAAUGUGGGUAUCGGAAAAUCAGAAAUCAGACACAGAGAUAGAACUAGGAUAAUCAAGCAAAAGCAUUGCUUUUCUAAAAGCCCUUAAUUGCAUAGAUUUAGAUGUGUAAUUUCAGCAGAAGUAUCUCAU